This is a messenger RNA of Lycium ferocissimum, 543 nucleotides long. RefSeq lists its product as uncharacterized. Bases 1 to 543 code for a protein of 180 amino acids. The record is from RefSeq and is a predicted model, not a curated record. The transcript has a single exon. Lineage: Eukaryota; Viridiplantae; Streptophyta; Magnoliopsida; Solanales; Solanaceae.
AUGUCGAAUUUGGAUUAUCCAGCCCUUAAUCUCUCUGGAGAUAAUUAUUUAAAAUGGGCCAUGAACACUGCAAUUGUCCUGAAGAUAAGAGGACUUGACAGAUGUAUCAUCAAAGGCGAGUAUGCAACUGAAAAUGAAAAAUAUGGGGCAGUAACAAUUAUUCGCCAACAUCUCACUGAGGAUCUCAGAGAUCAGUAUCUAAAUAUUGAGAACCCUCUAGACCUUUGGACAGAGUUAAAAUCCAGAUACACAAUAGUGUUAUUACCAAAGGCUAGGCAUGAGUGGAUAAAUCUCAGAUUUCGGGACUUUAAGUCCGUAGAUGAAUAUAACUCAGCUCUAAUCAAAAUCGUUUCUAAAUUGAAACUAUGUGGUGAAGAGGUAACAGAGGAAGAUUUACUGGAAAAGACAUUCCUCACAGCUGAUCCAAGGGAUCUAUUGUUACAAUAUACAUACAGAAAAAAAGGUUUCACCACUUAUACGAAUUUGAUCUCGUAUCUAUUACAAGCUGAGAAGAAUAAUGAGAUACUAAAGCAAAACCAGUGA